Messenger RNA from Thelazia callipaeda (thelaziosis nematode), 639 nucleotides. The record is from the annotation of a GenBank genome assembly. Lineage: Eukaryota; Metazoa; Nematoda; Chromadorea; Rhabditida; Thelaziidae.
AUGAUAAAUUUCUGCGUAAAUGUCCAGUACUCUUCCAGUAUUUCGGAUUCUGAUGAGAGGAUAGAUAGAAUCGGGUCAGAUCUAAAUAUAACUGCUACAGGAAAAUUGGAUAAAGCAGUUUUUGGCAUGACAAAUUAUGCCUCAGACAUAUCCCAGUGGUAUUCAUUACUGGAUAAUUUAUUGUUAGAUGAAGAAAAACGGGAAGAACCGUUUGAAAAUUGUCACGCAGUUAAAUUUUAUUGGAUGUCGCCUUCGACUUCACGACGUUCAAAUGACUGCAACCUAGCGUUAAUUAUUGCCGAAACAGAAUAUGGUGAAAGGUAUGUCCUGAUAGGUUUUUCUAAUAUUCUUGGAGAUAAAGAACACACAAUUGUGUUGAGAGGAAUCAUUCAAGUACUACCAGAUGCGCAGUCUGCAUCACAGCUAUCAUUUGUAUGGACUGAGAUGCCCCAAAAUCGAUCUAUGUUUAUUGCGCUGAUCAGUUUGACUUCUCAACCAUACGUCACAAAAACUAGAAAUAUAAUGAAGGAAUUAAACAGCUGCAUUGGAAGAUCACAAAUCUCGAAACUAGAAACGAGUAGUGUAAGAAAUAUAAGAGAAUUCGAACACUUGGAUCAGAAAGCUGGUCCGGAAAAUUAG